UUUCUCAUACUCGUUAGCUGCCUUCUUUGUUGGGACUUCCUUGCUUCCAAAUUGAGUCUAAGCUUUCUUGUGGGCUUCUGCCCCACUUUUGGUAUCCUCUUAUAUCAGAAGAAUAAUUACGAAAGGGACCAUGAAGCUAGGAUCCAUAUAUCACCUGUAGCUACCCCGAGAAAACAACUAAUGACAACCUCAAUCCCAUUUGUCAAAAGAAACUCCUUCCCAAUAUUGUUGAGAUCAAAACCUGCAUUUCAAGCCAUUCAAGUUUUCUCAGAAGAAUAACUUGGGACGUUUGAUUUCCCAGCCUAAACUUCUUGAAGGGCUGUAAUCCUUGCUAGAAGAUUGCAAGGAAGGCAAGGAAGCGUAUCAAAGAGUUACACUUCGUCGUUCUUCCAACUUGUCAAAGAUUCAGGACAGAGGUAGUUGAACUUGAAGCCUACAUUCUUCUAGAGCUAAAGCAUCAGAACCAAGUAGUGCUGUUAAGCUAGCACACAUUAUUUUGGAAAACACCUAGCAAGUCAAGCUGGUCCAUUCACCAUGCACUCAGCUGCUCCCCAAACCCAAGCACCUGAUCCAGAUGAUUAUAAGGUCAAAGAAGCCAAUCCUGAGCUUGGUGAACGGUGGCUAAACAGUGGAUCAUAUGGCGGCAGAGGGUGGAUGAGCAGCGAGAGAUUCACAAGCACAUACGACCUUGUAGAACAGAUGUUCUAUUUAUACGUUCGAGUCGUAAAAGCUAAAGAUCUUCCUCCAAGCUCCAUAACUGGGAGCUGUGACCCUUAUGUGGAGGUCAAGUUGGGGAACUAUAAAGGAAGAACGAGGCAUUUUGAGAAGAAAAUGAACCCAGAGUGGAAGCAAGUUUUUGCUUUCUCAAAGGACAGAAUCCAAUCGUCGGCACUUGAGGUUUUUGUGAAGGAUAAGGAAAUGGUGGGAAGAGAUGAUUAUGUUGGCAGAGUGGUUUUCGACCUGAAUGAAAUUCCUACUAGGGUUCCUCCUGACAGCCCAUUGGCGCCACAGUGGUAUAGAUUGGAGGACAGGAGGGGAGGGGGGAAAGUGAGGGGAGAGAUAAUGCUGGCAGUUUGGAUGGGUACUCAAGCUGAUGAAGCCUUUCCUGAGGCAUGGCAUUCUGAUGCUUCCUCUGUCUAUGGGGAAGGUGUAUUUAAUGUUCGAUCAAAGGUUUAUGUGUCACCAAAGCUCUGGUAUCUCAGAGUGAAUGUCAUUGAAGCUCAAGACGCGCUUCCCAGUGACAGAAGCCGAUUGCCAGAUUUAUUUGUCAAAGCUCAAGUUGGCAGUCAAGUACUAAGGACGAAGAUAUGUCCAACUCGCACAAGCAAUCCACUUUGGAAUGAGGAUCUAGUUUUUGUCGCAGCUGAGCCUUUUGAAGAGCUUCUGGUCAUUACAGUCGAAGAUCGAGUUCACCCUUCGAAAGAGGAAAUGCUAGGGAAAAUAAUUCUCCCGCUCGACACAUUUGAGAAGCGGCUUGACCACAGGCCAGUUCAUUCUCGAUGGUUCAAUCUUGAAAAGUAUGGCUUUGGAGCCCUGGAAGCGGACAGGAGAAAGGAGCUGAAGUUUUCCAGCAGGAUUCACCUGAGAGUCUGCCUCGAAGGUGGAUACCAUGUCUUGGAUGAAUCAACCAUGUACAUAAGUGAUCAGCGGCCCACAUCAAGGCAGCUUUGGAAGCCGCCAGUGGGCAUAUUGGAGGUGGGUAUUCUAAGUGCACAAGGGCUCCUCCCAAUGAAGAUGAAGGACGGUCGAGGGACCACAGAUGGAUAUUGUGUAGCAAAGUACGGCCAGAAAUGGGUUCGGACAAGGACGAUUCUUGAUACGAUGAAUCCUAAGUGGAAUGAACAAUACACAUGGGAGGUCUAUGAUCCUUGCACUGUGAUGACAUUAGGAGUCUUCGACAAUUGCCAUUUGGGUGGAGGUGAGAAGUCAGCUGCGGGCAGUGCAGCAAGAGAUUCACAAAUUGGCAAGGUACGAAUUCGCCUCUCGACACUAGAAGCUCACCGUAUCUACACACAUUCUUACCCACUUCUGGUUCUGCAACCACAAGGUGUAAAGAAAAUGGGUGAGUUACAACUUGCAUUUCGGUUCACUACCCUUUCUCUCGCCAACAUGAUCUAUGUCUACGGACACCCUUUGCUACCAAAAAUGCAUUACUUGCAUCCUUUUACUGUUAAUCAAGUAGACAAUCUCAGAUACCAAGCAACGAAUAUUGUGGCGGUGAGGCUUGGGAGAGCUGAACCUCCUCUCAGAAAAGAGGUGGUGGAGUAUAUGCUAGAUGUGGACUCACACUUUUGGAGCAUGAGGAGGAGUAAAGCCAACUUCUUUCGCAUAAUGUCACUCCUUUCAGGAAUGAUUAAUAUGGGCAGGUGGUUUGGGGAUGUCUGUAACUGGAAGAACCCCAUGACAUCAGUGUUGGUUCACAUCUUGUUUCUGAUACUAAUAUGGUAUCCAGAGUUGAUACUACCAACUCUAUUUCUGUACAUGUUCCUCAUCGGACUAUGGAACUAUAGGUUUCGUCCAAGGCACCCACCUCACAUGGAUCCAAAGCUUUCAUGGGCAGAGGCUGUGUACCCAGAUGAGUUGGAUGAAGAAUUUGAUACUUUCCCUACUUCUAGGCCGCACGAUAUUGUCCGAAUGAGGUAUGACAGACUUAGGAGUGUUGCAGGUAGGAUUCAAACUGUCGUGGGCGACAUAGCAACACAAGGAGAGAGAUUGCAAUCCCUACUCAUUUGGAGAGACCCAAGAGCAACAGGCCUUUUCAUCAUGUUUUGUCUUUGUGCAGCCGUGGUGCUUUAUGUCACUCCUGUCAAAGUAGUGGCCCUAGUGACAGGACUGUAUUACUUGCGGCAUCCCCGUUUCCGGAGCAAACUCCCUUUAGUCCCAAGCAAUUUUUUCAAGAGAUUGCCUGCUCGCACGGAUGGUUUACUGUGACGAAACAAUCGCCGUACUUCUGGUUUGCCUGCUGUUUCAUAUUAGAUGCAUCCAAUCUAUGUUCUGACACACUGCUUUGUGUAAUAUAAGGGUAUUGUGUACUCCAUUUGGGUGAUGAAGUUAAGCUGGUAUCGCAAUGUUUAUGUCCAACGUUGAAGAUAAUUGUACCUGUAUCCAUUAGAUAUCCCACAAUGUAUGCCCUUUUGAUCUUU
Messenger RNA from Syzygium oleosum, 3143 nucleotides. Its product is annotated as FT-interacting protein 1-like. Bases 535 to 2931 code for a protein of 798 amino acids. The record is from RefSeq and is a predicted model, not a curated record. The transcript has 3 exons. Lineage: Eukaryota; Viridiplantae; Streptophyta; Magnoliopsida; Myrtales; Myrtaceae.